Molecule: messenger RNA, 1985 nt
Organism: Epinephelus fuscoguttatus (brown-marbled grouper)
Lineage: Eukaryota; Metazoa; Chordata; Actinopteri; Perciformes; Serranidae
Product: zinc finger protein 37 homolog
Exons: 2
Coding region: 104-1372 (422 amino acids)
Biological process (GO): regulation of transcription by RNA polymerase II
Molecular function (GO): DNA-binding transcription factor activity; RNA polymerase II cis-regulatory region sequence-specific DNA binding
Source: RefSeq, a predicted model, not a curated record
GUAAACAAAACAGAGGCUUGAGCGUUAGUUCUGUGGAUGUGCAGAGUUAUGGAAGAGAAUAUUUUAGUUGUCACGCAGAUAAUUAAUUCAUAAUUUAGCAACAAUGUCCUCAGUUCAGUAUUUAAGAGGGUUUAUCAACGACAGACUAACUGCUGCUGCUGAAGAAAUAUUCGGAGUUUUUACAAAAACUAUCGUCGAGUACGAAGAAGAGAUCGACCGUCAGCGAAGACUGUUGGAUAUCGUUCGGAAACCAGAAAUAAAGUUACUCAGGAUAAAGCCCCCACAGCAACAUGUCUGUCAGCAGGAGGAAGCUGUCGCUGACCAGCAGCUCUGUGUUCAGGAGAGGAACUCCAGCGAGGAGCCAGAGCCUCCACAAAUUAAAGAGGAAGAGGAGGAACUGUGCAGCAGUCAGGAGGGAGAGCAGCUUGAAGUGAAGCAGGAGACUGAUGACUUCAUGUUGACUCCUACUAAUGAGGAAAGUGAGCACAGUGAAGAUCAGACUGUGAACUGGAGUAUCACUGAAACUCAGAAUAUGGUGGGGGAAACACCUCUAGAGUACAUUUCAGAUAAAGGCUAUGUGGUCCCAGAACCAGACAGUGACCACCAGCUCCUCUCUCAUGAAGCUGAGAGCCAAGAUCAGAAAGGAGACAAGCAUGGAGACUCAGGUUCAACUAGAAAUGCAGAGCAAACAGAACCGAAUCACAACAGCAACAGUCACACUAACAGUGUUACUAACCCUUUUAUGCUAAUGAUUCACUGUGAUACUCACACGGGUCAAAAGCCUGUAAAAUGUGACGCAUGUGGGAAAGUUUUUAAGUAUAACUCAUAUUUGCAGAGACACUUGAGAACACACACAGGGGAGAAGCCAUAUUCUUGCAACACCUGUGGGAAAAGAUUCAUGCAGACAUCAGCAUUGAAAGCUCAUAUAAGAAUACACACAGGUGAGAAGCCGUAUUGUUGCAAAACAUGUGGGAAAGAUUUUAUACGCAAAAGUGAGCUGAUAGUGCAUGUGAGAACGCACACUGGUGAGAAACCAUACUGUUGUAGCACCUGUGGGAAAAGAUUCACUCAGGCGUCAGCACUGAAUGCUCAUAUUAGAGUCCACACAGGGGAGAAGCCGUUUUCUUGCAAAACAUGUGGGAAUCAUUUCAGAGUCAUUGGUCACUUGAUUAGCCACGUAAGAAUUCACACAGGUGAGAAGCCAUAUUCUUGCGACACCUGCGGAAAAGAUUUCAGACGUAAUAGUAACUUGUUAGUCCACAUGAGAAAAGCCCACACUGGUGAGAAGCCGUACCUUUGCAAGAUCUGUGGGAAAAGAUACUAUGAGGCUUCUUUUUUAACAAAACAUGUAAGACUGCACACAGGCAAGUAGCUCUGCUUCUGCAACAAUAUGUGAGACAAUUAAGUGUUCAUGUUUCAUGGUCAAAACAUCCCUGACACAGGAGACCUGACAGAAGUGAGGAGACACAUAAUUGGAGUCUUAUCUUUUUUUGAAAUACGUCAUUUAAUGUCAAAUUUUUGUAUCUUUGUAACUGUAUUAACAUGGUAUUUUUUUUGUUGCAACACAACAAAAACACUGUAGAUGAUGUGUGUUACUUACAUCAAAAGUAAAAGUAGUCACUGUGAAUAAUAUUUCUUUUCUGAAUGUGAAGUUAUUACAUGCGAGAAAUGUUUUAUACUGUUUGUUAAUUUGAUCAGUAUUGAACAAGCAUGCCGUGGAGGAUUGUAACAACAUGUUGGCUGCUCAAGUACUGUAUUCAUGUCUUCAUAUGGCCAAGAUUGCAUUUACAUUCAUUGCACACCCUGAACAGUUCUAAAACAAGUAAUAAUAAGGAAAAUAAAAGUGAAAACAAACAAAAAACAGCAGGUUUGAGGUAUUCUUUGAUAGCUUUACUUUCACGCUACAUAUAGUUCUCAUUUACUGAAUUUUUUUAAACUUUGUAUAAGUUGCUGGAAUUUAAAUAAAAACAAUCAUUUUCAGAAUU